Molecule: messenger RNA, 3340 nt
Organism: Tribolium castaneum (red flour beetle)
Lineage: Eukaryota; Metazoa; Arthropoda; Insecta; Coleoptera; Tenebrionidae
Product: glutamate receptor ionotropic, kainate 2
Biological process (GO): monoatomic ion transport
Cellular component (GO): plasma membrane; postsynaptic density membrane
Molecular function (GO): signaling receptor activity; ligand-gated monoatomic ion channel activity
Source: RefSeq, a predicted model, not a curated record
AUUUGUUCGGCGAAAAUGGGCGCGGAGAUUGCCGGCGGAGGGUUGGCGGCGCCAUGAGACAUGCUGUGGGGCAGCUGGGGGGCCACUUUGGGGCUCGCCGGACUGCUCGCGGUCGCCGUGCAUUGCCCCCUGUCGUUAAAAUAGGGGCGAUAUUUACCGAAGACCAGAGAGACAGCGCAACAGAGUUAGCUUUCAAAUAUGCCGUCUACAAAAUCAACAAGGAUAAAACUCUGCUGCCGUACACUUCUCUUGUGUAUGAUAUCCAAUACGUGCCCCGUGAUGACAGCUUUCAUGCCAGCAAGAAGGCUUGUAAUCAGGUUCAGCACGGCGUUCAUGCUGUUUUUGGUCCGUCGGAUCCGCUAUUGGGCGCUCACAUACACUCAAUUUGCGAUGCACUUGAUAUUCCUCAUUUGGAAGCGCGCCUGGAUCUCGACACCGACAUUCGAGAGUUCUCGAUCAAUCUACAUCCCGCUCAACAUCUGCUCAACACCGCCUUUCAAGACGUAAUGGCCUUCCUCAACUGGACCAAAGUUGCCAUCAUCUAUGAAGAGGAUUACGGCCUUAUAAAACUACGUGAGCUGGUGCGAUCGCCACAUAAUGGGGACCUGGAGAUUCACCUACGUCAGGCGGAUCCGGAGUCUUAUCGAGCCGUGCUUAAAGAGAUCAAGAGUAAGGAGAUACAUAAUAUUGUCAUUGACACAAAGCCCUCGAACAUGCAGCAUUUCCUUAAAGGGAUCCUGCAACUUCAGAUGAACGACUACAAGUACCACUAUCUCUUCACCACUUUCGAUAUGGAGACGUUCGACUUGGAAGACUUCAAGUACAACUUUGUCAAUAUGACGGCGUUUCGUGUCGUCGAUGUCACCGACUUAUCGGUGCAAGAAGUGCUCCGAGACAUGGCGAGAUUUCAAGCCAACAUCAAUGCCGACUCAAAGCUCAACUCCACCUAUCUGCAGGCGGAAGCAGCCCUGAUAUACGACUCUGUUUUCGUCUUCGCCAUCGGGCUACAGACGCUGGAGCAGUCACACACUCUGAAAUUAUCAAAUGUUUCGUGCGAUAAGGAGCAGCCGUGGCUGGAAGGCCUCAGUCUAAUUAACUACAUCAAUGCGGUGGAAUUCAAAGGUCUCAGUGGUCCAAUAGAAUUCAAAGAGGGACGUAGAAUUCAGUUUAAGCUUGACUUACUCAAACUGAAACAACACGCACUGGUCAAGGUCGGGGAAUGGCGCCCAGGGGCAGGGGUCAACAUCACCGACCGGGCCGCUUUCUUUGAUCCCGGAACCAUGAACGUUACACUAGUCGUUACUACAAUACUAGAAAUGCCGUACGUUAUGCUGCACCCGGAAAAAAAUUACACCGGAAACAGCCGCUUCUACGGUUUUUGCGUUGACGUGCUGGAGAGCAUCUCCAAAGAGGUCGGAUUCGACUACCUCCUCGACCUCGUUCCCGAUCGGAAGUACGGUGCACGCGAUGCUAAAACGGGACAAUGGAAUGGCAUGGUGCGGGAGCUAAUGCAGCAUGAGCAGCCGUAUGUAAUGCUAAGAACCCAAACGAAUGUAGUCGGUAAUGAACGCUACGAAGGCUUUUGCAUCGACCUGUUGAAAGAGAUUGCAUCAAUGGUAGGGUUUGAAUACAGAAUAGAGCUUGUACCGGACAGUAAAUACGGAGUAAUAGAUUUAGAAACGGGGGAGUGGAAUGGCAUUGUCAGGCAGUUGAUGGAUAAGAAGGCGGAUUUGGCCGUGGGAUCGAUGACCAUAAACUACGCCAGAGAGAGCGUCAUCGACUUCACGAAGCCCUUCAUGAACCUCGGCAUCAGCAUUCUGUUUAAGGUGCCGACCAGUCAGCAAGCGCGUCUCUUUUCAUUCAUGAAUCCGCUGGCGAUGGAUAUCUGGAUGUACGUGUUCUCGGCCUACGUCUUGGUCUCCAUAACCAUGUUUGUAGUGGCCCGAUUCUCGCCGUACGAGUGGCACAAUCCACAUCCUUGCGAUAUGGAGAACGAGCUGGUGGAGAACCAGUUCUCGUUAGCGAACUCGUUCUGGUUCACGAUCGGGACGCUGAUGCAGCAAGGAUCGGAUUUGAAUCCGAAGGCAACUUCGACGCGAAUAGUUGGCGGUAUUUGGUGGUUCUUCACCCUGAUAAUAAUCUCCUCGUACACGGCAAACUUGGCUGCAUUCCUCACCGUGGAACGUAUGAUAACUCCCAUCGAAAAUGCGGAGGAUCUUGCAGGUCAGACUGAAAUUCCUUACGGAACACUCGAAAGCGGCUCGACAAUGACUUUCUUCAGAGACUCCAUGAUAGAGACGUACAAGAAAAUGUGGCGCUUUAUGGAGAACCGGAAGCCGUCCGUAUUCGUCCCCACGUACGAGGAGGGCAUCCAGCGGGUGCUGGAGGGGAAUUACGCAUUUCUUAUGGAAUCGACGAUGCUAGAUUACACCGUCCAACGUGACUGCAAUUUGACCCAAAUCGGGGGCCUCCUGGACUCCAAGGGAUACGGGAUAGCCACUCCCAUGGGGAGCCCGUGGCGGGACAAGAUCUCGCUCGCGAUAUUAGAGUUACAGGAAAAGGGAGAGAUUCAAAUGUUGUACGACAAAUGGUGGAAGAAUACGGGGGAGACGUGCAGCAGGAACGAGAAGGGAAAGGAGUCCAAAGCGAAUUCUUUGGGUGUCGAUAACAUCGGAGGGGUUUUCGUCGUGCUACUCUGCGGACUCGCGUUCGCCGUCAUCAUCGCAAUCUGCGAGUUCUGCUACAAUUCCAAGAAAAACGCACUCACCGAAAAACGCUCGGCUAGCGCCCCGCACCAGUCCCUGUGCUCAGAAAUGGGGGGCGAGCUGUGCUUCGCCCUCCGCUGCCGGGGCUCCCGCCAACGUCCAGCGCUGCGCCGCCAAUGCUCCAAAUGCCUGCCAGGGGCGACGUACGUCCCCGCCAUGCUGGACAUACCGCCCCAUCCGCCGCAGCCCCCGUCCAGGCCGCCCCCGACCAACGGUCUUUCGGCACAUGUUUGCCCGGAAGACACAUCCUUGCGCGAUCGCAUGAUGAUACCCCUGGAACUGCAACACCACAUGCAGCCCCAGCACCCCCUUCAUCAGCAGCUGGACAACUAGGAGUAAAAGUAGCGAAAUAACUCGUUUGGACUUUCGCCUCUUAGAGAUGGUACAAUUAGUGCAUAAGUUGUUCAUUCUCUUAACUAGGUUUAGAUUUUAAUCGUCUCAUGCAAGGAGUUGUCGAUCUUCCGUCCUUUCUACGACUUCUUGCAUGAAACCUCCGAAUGCAUUUUAAAAGUAUUGUAAAUAACAGCACGUAUUUUCAUGUGUGAAUGUUUAACAAUAAAAAUUAUGUAACUGGA